UAGAGCGAGAGAGGAUCAUGUUAUGAUAACCACUGGUUAGCUGUGCAUCCAUCAUUUCUUCAUGGAGUACCAGUGACCACAACAGCCAAGUGAAACUUAAAGCCACGAGCGAAAGUUUUGGAAAAUAUCCCGUCUUCCAGCUUGCUAGUUGCCUCGCGAAUUAAGAUGGAAACAAAGAGUACUGCCUUUUCUGCGGCUGUUCCUAUUCCUGAAUUGCUUGACAAAUAUAAUUAUGCGAAAUGGGCGAUUCUGGUACGAACCUACUUGGAGGGUCAAGAUCUUUGGGAGGACAUCAUUAACGAUAACGAAAAUGCAACAGCAGCACCUUCUCAGAAAGAAAAUGAUGAUGAAGAUGCUAUUAAGGUUCGGAGAAGGAGGAACUUCAUGGCUUUACAUGUGAUCCAGACUUCAUGCGGGCCAGACGCAUUUUCUCAGAUUAGCACAGUUCGUUCAGCCGACACUGCUUGGCAAACUUUGAAAAUGAAGUAUCUACCAGCUGCCGACUGCACGCCGACUGCAUUUCCCGACUGCACAAAUCAUUUCUGAUCUUCAGUAUGCGGACUUGUACAGGGCUGUGCGUCGUGGUGAUUUGACUGCUUUAAGGGAGUUUCUUGAUUCUCAACCAAGGGCAGUAAGCAAGGCAAUCACAAAUAAAGGCGAAACGGCUCUUCACAUUGCUAUUGCUGCUGGACAUGCCCAUAUAGUCGAGGAGUUGGUGCGACGUCGAAUGUCGGAAGAAGACUUGGGAAUUGCAGAUGGUGAGGGUUACACAGCUCCAAUGUUGGUUCUUGUGUAUGGAAUUUCCGAACUGAAGCACCAUUUCCCUCUCAGUUCGCUGAAGGAUAUGGUGCUUGCAGAAAAUGGCUGCAAAGGAGCUAUGCUUCUUACCCGUGCAAUAUAUACCGGAAACUUUGAUCUUGCUUUCGAAUUAAUCUCGAGUUACCCAAAUUUGACACUUGCUCUUGACGACCGCGGCGAGUCCCCCUUCUUAGCAUUGGCUUCUAUGCCCCAAGCAUUUAAGAGUGGAAACCGGCUUGGGUUUUGGAAACGACGGAUCUAUUCCAGUAUACAGCUCACUGAUCAAUCGACAGCUCGUUUCACCAAUGACACUCGUUUGGAUAUUAACAACGAAGGACAUUUUAUUACAACGGGAUUAGCGCCAGCAGCACUGUUGCGCCAUCUAGUUCCCAGAACUUUCCGCAAGUACUUGUUGGUAUUAUAUACCAACAACUUGUUCGGUAUAUCGCGUCUACUCCAUCAAAUCAAGCAAUUACGUAAGGAAUUAUAUGAAAUGAAGAAGAUGGAUAUACAAUCUGAAAAACUACUUUCACUCAUGUCUUCGGAGAUAUCAAGAUCAUUACGAGAAACUGGCGGACAACUUGAAAACAUUGGUGGGGUUUAUGAUGCAAUCAACCGUGCUGUCAAGAAUGGGAUUCCUGAGUUUGUUUCUGCGAUAGUGCCGAUGGAUCCGAGAUUUUUGGAGCAUAAAGAUAGAGAUUCAAGAAACCUACUUUUGCUUGCCGUUCUGUAUCGCCAAUAUGAGAUCUUUAGGCUUAUAUAUGGGCUUGAUAAGUAUAACAUUUUGGCAUCUUCUAGAGAUCGCAACGAUGAUAACGUGUUACAUAUGGCAGGAAUAAUAGAAGAUUCCACCAAGUUUGAAUAUCAAAUCUCUGGUGCAGCUUUACAGAUACAAAGAGAGUUACGAGGGUUUAAGGUCAUUUCUAUCUCUCUCUCAUAUUUUAUUUUCCCUUUCUUUUGGUAAGUUAACUUUCCUUAUCCUAAAAAGGAAACAAGAUACACAACAAACUCAAAACUACGAAACCUGCAUGAAUGCUCAUCAUGACAACCCAUUUUUAUUUGAGAACACACCAUACCUAAACAUAUGGAUUGAGACUUUCCCUAAUUCCCUGUCUAACUUGGAUGGUCUAAUUUGUGAAAAGAAAGAUAUAAUAAUAUACGUGUGGAAUUCACAAUGUCCAAUAGUCUCUGAUCUCUCUCUCUCUCUCUAGUUAUAUCUAUAGCCAAUCCACUGCUUCAAUGUAGUGAUGAUCCAUUAAAAAAAGAAAAAAAAAAAGGAUCUAUUUAUAAACCCUCAAUCUAGCGUCAGGUUCUAGAUCUUCGACGGUAGAUUUAUGAUCCUGAUGGCCAUAAACCCCCCAACCUCUCAUACAUAACCCUCAAUUGUUAAUUCAUCACUACAUGAUCUCUCUCCCGCUCCCUCGUUAGGAUUGGUCUUCUAAUCAUUCCUUUUCAAUUUACAAAUUUAAAAUAUAUUAUAUACACGCACACACAAAAAUAAUUUCAUGAGAGCUGGGUAUUUUACUAUAGACUAGGUAGAACAAGAAUAAUUGGAAAAUAUCUAUCACUUACAACCUUUCAAAGAAUAAACUCUAUUCUCAUAAAGCCAUAUAUAUCAUGAACUAUCUCACUCCAUUAUUAUUGUAUAACAGUUAAUGUUAUUAAUUAAGCCACAUCGUCUACACUUCGUUUGUGCUAUUGAUAUAUAACAUAUAGCAUCAAGUUAUGAAAUAAAAAAUAAUAUAUACAAUCAAAUUACCAACUUUUUUUCAUACAUACUCUAAAAUUUUCAAAGUAUGUAGUUUUAAAAGUAAAGUUUUUAUAUCAAAAUGGCAUAUAUAUUUGACUAGGUUUCUACUUUAUUUGAAGUUAAUUAAUAGCCUUUUAAUUUUCCUAAAAUAUAUUUACUGGUUCUCAUCUUUUUUCUUUGGGCACAUUAUAUAAGUAUUUUUUUAAUGCCCUUUUCACUUAAGCAAAGUUUGCAAGGGUUGCAAAUUAGGCAUGUUUGUGCACUUGGAGUAUCUCAGAAUUUUGGGACUAAUAGUGAAAUCGUUUGAGUGAAGAUAUUUUAUUGAGUAAUGGAAAAGGCGAAAGGAAAUGUUGAAUACAAAUAUUAUAAAUUUAAAAAAAAUUAAAUAAUCUUUUAAAAUAAUUUUUGUUUUGAAGUUUGUAAAAGUUGUAUUGAUUUUUGUGUUUGAAUAAAGAUUAAGUAAGCAUUAGAUGAAAAAACUGAAUAUUUGAAAUUAAAAUAUAUUUUGUGUUUGAGUGAUACUAGCUUGCAUUGAAAAUGAAAUUAUGAAAAGUUUUGAGAAUUAUAUAUGCUAAUAUAAUAUAUAUAUAUAUAUAUAUAUAUAUAUAUAUGUAUAUAUAAACUAUACUAUAUUAAUGUAAAUAUCAUAGUAUAUUGUAUUUUUUUUUUUUUAUAAAUUUUCAUUUUAUUAAAACCGAAAAACCGGACCAGAACCAGCAAAACCGAACGUACCAGUUUAGAAGAUAACUAGUGCAUAAUCGAUUUUUAAAAAUAUAAAAUUAGUACAUAACAGUUCAGUUCUAAAUUUUCUAAAAAAUCAGAUCGGACCGGUUACGUUAAGGAAAUGCUUGAGAUUGGUGUAAGAAGAAGUGAGGGAAAGGGGGUGCUAUUUAUAAGGUUCAAGUGAGGAAGCGAGAGGUGCAUGUGGGUGAAGUGGUGCACGGCUUGGCUGAAUUGUGGUGAAGGUGAUUGGUGUGAGUUUCGGUGGAGUGCAUGCUUGAGUUUCCAGAUCUAUACAUUUGAAUAAAUCACCUUAUUUACUCAUGGACAUGGACCAAAGGAGGAUAGAUGUAGGGGUUGAGUGGUUUCAGAACUUAGCACAAAAAUCAGAUGAUUUCUCAAUAGAAACCAAGUGUAGGCCGACGAUUUUGAGUUUUAAAAACCUUUCCAGAUUUGAUCGAAUCUUGUCCAAUCCUUGUGGAAAGUUCUUGGCCCCUAUUCCUUACUGUUUGAGUGACCGUUCAAGAGGUGAAAUGAGGCACAAAUGUUAGACACUUGGUGUUUGAUGUGGAGCAAAAGAAAGUGGGUUGAAUUAAAUAAGGUUUCAGCCGACACUUGGAAUGAUCAUGGGAGUUGUUCUUGGCUACAUCUUAGGUCUGAAUUUUCCAGAAUUAUGUGUCGUGAAGGCGUAGGUUACUCAAGUGCAGAAAAUCAGUUGAUGAAAUGUUUCAAAGAACAAGGUUUUGUUGGCUUGUAAUUGGAGUGCAUCGGUUUGCACCUAGUGCAUCCGAUUGGUCGGUUUCUUGGCAUUGACCUGCCUUUUCACACAUGAAAUAAGUUGCAAUAUUCCAUCUACGUACGUUUAUCUCGUACGUUCGAUGUAUCUAUUUUAAUUAUUUGCUCAAAACGAGGGCCAAGCAUCAAAGCUGUUAGAAAAAGAAUAGUAAACUAAGAUUGAAAUUGUAAAAGAGGGAGGUUAUUGUUAAUUUGUCUCUUAGACAAAUAUUAUAUCUCA
This is a messenger RNA of Carya illinoinensis, 4283 nucleotides long. RefSeq lists its product as uncharacterized. The record is from RefSeq and is a predicted model, not a curated record. The transcript has 7 exons. Lineage: Eukaryota; Viridiplantae; Streptophyta; Magnoliopsida; Fagales; Juglandaceae. The coding region runs from base 728 to 1762 and encodes 344 amino acids.